AUGGCUUUUGCUUCCAAUUUAGCCUUCACUUUCAUACUUCUUUGCUUCAUUGUUGUCACCUUUGCCUCAACCAAUGUUCAUAUUGUGUAUAUGGGUGACAGAAGCCAAAACCAGAAUGAUUCACAACUACUUGAAGAGUCCCACCAUGACAUGCUAUCAUGUAUUCUUGGAAGCAAAAGGGCUGCUAUGAAGUCCAUCCUGUAUAGCUAUAAGCAUGGCUUUUCUGGUUUUGCUGCAGUUUUGACUCCGUCUCAAGCUAAGCUCAUCGCAGAUUUUCCGGGCGUUGUCCGUGUGAUUCCUAAUAAGAUUCUUAGUCUUCACACAACAAGAAGCUGGGAUUUCUUGCACGUAAAGCAGGAUAUCGUAACUGGUGUUCUUUCUAGAGCUCAAUCUGGAAGAGGCACCAUCAUUGGUAUCAUAGACACUGGUAUUUGGCCUGAGUCUCAUAGCUUUAGAGAUGAUCAUAUGGGUAAUCCUCCUCCUCGGUGGCGUGGAAUAUGUCAAGAAGGAGAAAACUUCGACCGCUCCAACUGUAAUAGGAAAAUUAUCGGCGCGCGUUGGUAUAUUAAAGGAUACGAAGCAGAAUUCGGAAACCUAAAUACGAGUGAAGGGGUAGAGUACUUAUCUCCGCGAGAUGCAUCAGGCCAUGGAACUCACACAUCAUCGACUGCAGCCGGCAUACUAGUAGAAAAUGCGAACUUUAAAGGACUGGCUAAAGGAUCAGCAAGAGGCGGGGCUCCAUCAGCUUGGUUAUCUAUCUACAAAAUUUGUUGGUCAACUGGAGGCUGCAGCUCUGCUGACCUUCUAGCAGCGUUUGAUGAUGCUAUAUUCGACAGAGUGGACAUUAUUUCAGCGUCUCUCGGCUCAUAUCCUCCACUUCCUACUUAUGUUGAGGAUGUGUUGGCCAUUGGUUCCUUCCAUGCUGUUGCUAAAGGGAUUUCUGUUGUAUGUUCUGGUGGUAACUCUGGACCAUAUGCUCAAACUGUCAUCAAUACUGCUCCUUGGGUUAUUACCGUUGCUGCAAGUACCAUCGAUAGAGAAUUUCCAUCUACAAUUAGCUUGGGAAAUAAUCAAACUAUACAGGGUCAGAGUUUAUAUACAGGAAAAGAAUUAAACAAGUUUUAUCCUAUAGUGUAUGGAGAAGAUAUAGCAGCUUCAGAUGCAGGUGAAGAAAGUGCAAGAAGCUGUGAAUCAGGAAGUCUAAACUCCACCUUGGCCAAGGGAAAAGCAAUUCUGUGUUUUCAGUCUCGGUCGCAGCGCUCGGCAACGACUGCUGUGAGAACUGUAAUGGAAGCUGAGGCUGUUGGUCUCAUAUAUGCUCAGUUUCCAACUAAAGAUGUUGAUAUGUCUUGGGAUAUACCAUCUGUCCAAGUUGAUUUCAUAGCAGGAACAAAAAUUCUAUCAUACAUGGAAGCUGCUAGGAAUCCUGUAAUCAAGUUUAGCAAAACCAGAACCAUUGUGGGGCAACAGAUGUCUCCUGAUGUCGCAUUCUUCUCAUCGCGUGGACCAAGUUCUCUUUCUCCUUCAGUUUUAAAGCCCGACAUUGCUGCUCCCGGGGUUAAUAUUCUGGCUGCCUGGUCACCUGCUUCUUCUUCCAGCCUAGAAUCUGAUACAAGUCAAGAUGAGUUAUCAUCUCUUAACUUCAAAAUUGAAUCAGGAACUUCAAUGUCAUGCCCCCACAUAUCCGGUAUCGUCGCACUUGUAAAGACUAUCCAUCCAACUUGGAGCCCCGCCGCAGUUAAAUCCGCCCUUGUCACAACAGCUUCUCUAAAAAAUGAGUACAGUCAAUACAUUGGAGCCGAGGGAGCACCGUACAAACAAGCCGAUCCAUUUGACUAUGGUGGUGGACAUGUUAACCCUAACAAACUCGCAGAUCCUGGUCUCGUAUACGACUUAGAAAAAACAGAUUACAUGAAUUUCCUUUGUUCCAUGGGCUACAAUAACACUGCUAUAACCUUAUUAACAGAUUCUCCUACCAAGUGCAUUAAAUCAAGAAAGUUCUUGUUGAAUAUGAACCUUCCUUCUAUUACUAUUCCUGAACUGAAGCAACCUUUGACAGUAACAAGAACCGUGACUAAUGUUGGUCCUAUUAAGUCUACCUACAUUGUUCGUGUUGCGGCUCCAACUGGCAUAUCAGUGACAGUUGAGCCAACAGUGUUGAGAUUUAACGAGAAAAGAAAGAAGAUGAAAUUCAAGAAUCAAAGUUGGACUCCUGCUGAACAACAAGAAUCCAUAUCCGUUCAAGAAUGCUUAGCUUGCACAUUAUAG
Molecule: messenger RNA, 2268 nt
Organism: Vicia faba (fava bean)
Lineage: Eukaryota; Viridiplantae; Streptophyta; Magnoliopsida; Fabales; Fabaceae
Source: the annotation of a GenBank genome assembly